Molecule: messenger RNA, 3006 nt
Organism: Phlebotomus papatasi
Lineage: Eukaryota; Metazoa; Arthropoda; Insecta; Diptera; Psychodidae
Exons: 1
Coding region: 670-2427 (585 amino acids)
Cellular component (GO): nucleus
Molecular function (GO): DNA binding
Source: RefSeq, a predicted model, not a curated record
UAGGGUCAUCCCUUUUGGCCAUGUAAGCACUUUUGGCCACUUACAAUAAAAUUGCCAUUUUGAGAUAAAUGAUGAGUUCACAGAAUUAUGAAACGAAUAAUAUUUCAUGUCUUAUAUUAUAAGGAAACGAAAUAUCUAAUUGGAUACAUUGUUGACUCAAUUAAUUCCAAGAAAUUAGAAUAAUGCUCAACAAGGUGAACCAGCCAUAGAAAAAUUGCGCCAUUCUUAAGAAAUUUGUUAAGGGUUAAGAGAAAUAAUUUUAAAUUAUUUUAUAUAAUCGAUGUACUGUAUUUAAUAAUUUUCACUGAAAACCCAUCUUCAAUUAGCUGAAUUACGCAAUGAUGUCAAUUUCGAAGGAUUUUUUACGAGAUUUCCUGGAAAUUAGCAUAUGGCGAAAAGGGUUUAUUUUUAUUUACUGUGUAAAUACUUUUGGCCAUUCGUUUUACUUGUGGCGCGCCUCACGGAUAUCAUUAGAAACACUUGUGACAUUUUCAUUGUUUAUGUUGAUUGUGAUCUUGGUUAAUGCAAUAGAAUUCUAAAAUUUGUGUAUCUAGGGGAUUCAAGGCUUCUCAGUUAUCAAUAAAGGUAAGAUUUUGACUACAAUUAGAAUUCCUACAAACGGGUAAUUUUGUCUGUUACGUUAUUUACUCAGCUUCCGGGAAAUGUGCAAUGUCGCCCAAGAAAAAAGGAACCUCAUAUUCACAAGAAAACCUUCACCAGGCGUUGAUGUCAAUUAAAAAUGGAACCCCAGUGGGAAGAGCAGCUAAGCAAUUCCAUGUUCCCCGCACUACUCUGAGAAAUAAAAUUAGUGGAAAAUCCCCAAUGGAAACUUAUGGCAAGAGAGGUUAUUAUAGCGUUCUGGGACGAGAAAUAGAAGAACAUCUUGUAAAGUGGAUCUCAGACGCAGCCAAUCGUGGGUUUCCCGUCACAAAGGAUGGUUUGCUGAUGAGUGUGCAAGAGCUAAAUAAGGAUCAUUCAGUGACGAAUAAUUUCAAGAUCCGUAUCAAACCAUCAAAAGUUUGGUAUUAUGCCUUUCUCAGAAGGCACCCGGAAAUACGGCGAAAGCAGGCUGAAUAUGUAAAUAAAGCUCGAGGAAGUGUGACUGAAGAGAAGAUCAGGAAAUGGUUUAGGGAUGUGCUUCAACAGCUAGGAGAUGACGUUGCGAUACUCGCUCAUCCUCAGCGCGUAUGGAAUAUGGAUGAGUCUGGGUUUAACCUGGCACCGACGGGAGAGCUUGUGCUUGCACCAGCUGGUCGUCACGUAUACAUAGAAUCAAGAAACUCAGACAAGGAGAAUAUAACAACGUUAUUUUGUGUGAACGCGAGUGGAUGUUUCGGACCGCCGCUCACAUUAUACAAAUAUGCAAGAUUGCCAGCAGUGGCUGCCCUUUCUGCGCCCGCACAUUGGGCGCUCGGGAAAACCGAAAGCGGUUGGAUGACAGCUGCAUCUUUCUAUGAGUACAUAGGAAAUGUAUUCCUGCCAUUCCUAAAUGAACAAAAAAUUCAAAGACCGAUUAUUGUCUUCCUCGACGGGCAUAAGUCGCAUCUCUCUCUGCAAUUGAGUGAGAUGUGCCGAGAUAAUGGCAUCAUCCUGGUUGCUCUUUACCCGAAUGCCACGCACAUACUCCAGCCACUUGACGUGGCUGUGUUUAAGGCAAUAAAGUCCCGCUGGAAAACGUAUAAGCGUCAGUGGCGAAUUGAACACGAUGGGAAUGAGGUGAAUAAGUUUGACUUACCAUCGAUCCUUAAUAAAAUUAUCCAGGAGGAUCAGAUGCCUAAUAACGUAGUUUCGGGUUUUAGAGCCACGGGUAUCUUCCCAUUCAAUGAAAAUGCUGUGGAUUACAGGAAAAUUAUCCAAAGAUCACCACCACCGGCACAACUCCUCGAAAACAUGCAAAAUGAGGCUCAGAAUAUGAACUUGACCCACUUGAUGCAUGUAGAGAGCAAAAUUUAUCCUCAAAAGUUGGAAGAUUUCAGAGCUACCAUGAUAGAAGGAGGUCCAUGGUCAGGAGAUGUAGCUGAUACAUCUUUUUUUUAUUUCUAUAGGGAUAUGGUAUUUGAAACAUAUCACCCAAAUUUGCCCCCUUUCUUAACUGAGAGCUUUGUUUCGUCAGACAUAUUGUUUGAAGAAGUUCUAGAUGAGUCAAUUUUGGAACCGUUGGAACUUAAUGGCAAUACCUCAGAACCACAUUCCCAAGAGAAGGAUCCACUGGCUUUGCCUAUGAUUUGGCCAGGUCCAACGAAAAGCAACCGCAAGGAAAAGAAUGAAACGGAAAGGCUGUUUGUCACUACAUCACAAAAAUGGGUUGAUAUUCAUCAGGAAAAGCAGACAGAAAAGCAGAAAAAGGAGAUGGCUAAAGCUGAGAGAAAGAGGAUCAGAGAAGAAAAACCUAAGACAGUCGCAAUGGCUAGAAAACAAAAAAAAUAAUGUCCCAAUUAGAUGAUGUAAACUUCUUUACAAUCUCAUUUUUUGACUUUGAAAUUUAUUAAUUUGUAUUUCUUAUAUCUCCAAUUAAACAUGAAUUCUAAUUAAACCUUGAAUUUCUAUUUAUAUUUAUGAGGUAAGAAAGAUAAUUUAAAAGAGUUUUGUCACUCUCAAUAUAGGAAAUUUAAUAGAAUGGAAUAUGUAAAAUAACAUUGAAAAUGUACAAAUGAUUGCUAAAUAUUUUUAUUAAAUGUAUGAACAGCAUUUUUUGUUUAUAUUUAAUGUUUUUUUAAAAUUAUUUUACCACAUAUUUAAUAAAAAUUCACUUUAGAGAAAGUGGCCAAAAGUACUGAAAUAAAUGGCCAAAAGUGUUAUACAAGUGGCCAAAAAUACUGAAACAUGCAUAGUUGAGAAAAAUAUGUAUUUUCAAUAAGAUAACCAAAAAUUUCUGGAAAAUUUAUUGAAUAUACAAAGAGACAGUGAGUCAAAGUACCUCUAUGCAAAAUAUCGUUUAAGUUGGACAAAUAUUACUGUAGUUACAAGAGCGUGAAAUCUAAAAGUGGCCAAAGGUAAUUACUCUAC